This is a messenger RNA of Priapulus caudatus, 513 nucleotides long. RefSeq lists its product as uncharacterized. The transcript has a single exon. The record is from RefSeq and is a predicted model, not a curated record. Lineage: Eukaryota; Metazoa; Priapulida; Priapulimorpha; Priapulimorphida; Priapulidae. Gene Ontology annotation, molecular function: RNA polymerase II cis-regulatory region sequence-specific DNA binding; DNA-binding transcription factor activity. Bases 1 to 513 code for a protein of 170 amino acids. Gene Ontology annotation, cellular component: nucleus. Gene Ontology annotation, biological process: regulation of transcription by RNA polymerase II.
AUGUCUUCGGGAAAGAGACUAGCUAAGCGUUCGAUCCUGGGCAGCAGGGUAUGCGUGCAGUGUGACGACGGUCACUUCUACCCGGGAAUCAUACAGGCGACCAAGACGAAGGCGAGCGGAGAGGAACACUACAGCGUUCGUUUGGACAGCAGACGCACCGUGGAAGGACGUAACCGCGACAUCGUCGGCGUCGGAUUCCAGACGGUAACGUCCGUUCAGCUGCAGGAAGGACAGAGAGUGUUUAUCACGCUCACCGGCCGGGAAGUUCCGGGUAGCGUUAUCCGGCACGAUGCCAACGAUGAGGUCACCGUGACGACACACGGGAGCAGUAGUGACGGCGUGACUGCGCAGACGGUCGUCAGAAGAAUACAGGAGGUUCGACUGCUAGAGAGCCGAAAAUCGGCGCGUCUCAUGGACUUGGAUACGGACUACAGUUUCAUGGCGGAUCCAGUGCUUGCCGAGAAGAGGAGAGCUAUAUCGAACAACAUCGACGUACCACUAAACCCAAGGUAG